This is a messenger RNA of Ceratosolen solmsi marchali, 1066 nucleotides long. Its product is annotated as L-xylulose reductase. NCBI's taxonomy places the organism in Eukaryota, Metazoa, Arthropoda, Insecta, Hymenoptera, Agaonidae. The transcript is spliced from 5 exons. The coding region runs from base 71 to 805 and encodes 244 amino acids. Gene Ontology annotation, molecular function: carbonyl reductase (NADPH) activity; L-xylulose reductase (NADPH) activity. The record is from RefSeq and is a predicted model, not a curated record. Gene Ontology annotation, biological process: xylulose metabolic process; glucose metabolic process.
UACAGCAGACCAAUCUACAGUAAACAACAAGCGUUUAGAUUACUAAGCAAAAGUAUUUAAAUUCUUCGUUAUGAACAUUAGUUUUGAUGGUAAGCGUGUUCUUGUCACAGGAGCAAGUAGAGGAAUUGGAAAAAAUUUGGCUUUACGUUUAUCAAAAUAUAAUGCAACAGUUAUAGCAUUAUCUAAAACAAAAAAGUACCUUGAUAUCUUAACCAAACAAGAACCAAAUAUUCAAACUAUCUGUGUAGACUUACGUAAUUGGCAGGAAACUCGACAGGCAAUAAAAAAUAUUUUACCAAUUGAUUUAUUGGUCAAUAAUGCUGGCGUAGCGUGUUUAAAUCCAUUUCUUUCUGUCACGCCAGAAGACUGCGAUUUAACUUUUGAUGUUAACAUAAAAUCCAUUAUUAAUGUUUCACAAGUAGUAGUUGAAAAUAUGAUAGAAAGAAAAGUCGCAGGAAGUAUUGUUAAUGUAUCAUCCCAAGCAAGCUGUUGCGCACUAAAUGAUCAUGCAGUUUAUAGUGCCUCUAAGGGAGCAGUUGAUAUAUUAACAAAAACUAUGGCAUUAGAACUUGGCUCUCAUAAAAUUCGAGUAAAUACUGUAAAUCCAACUGUAACUAUGACGGAUAUGGGAAAACUUGGCUGGAGUGAUGAAACAAAAGCUCAACAAAUGCUAAAUAAAAUACCAUUAGGUCGAUUUGCAGAAGUGGAUGAAGUAACUGAUGCUAUAAUAUUUCUUUUAAGCAAUCACAGUUCUAUGAUAACUGGUGCUAAUAUUCCAGUCGAUGGUGGCUUUCUCGCUACAUAAUUGAAGAAUUAGCAAUAUUUUCUAUAUGUUCUAUUCACUAAUAGAUGAAUUUUUUAUAUUUUAAAAUUAAUUGAAAGAUGAUGUUACAUUUAUAUGAACUUUUGAGUUUGUAUUUUUAAUUUUUCUAAUAUACAUGUUAGAAUCUUUUUCGAACUUUAUAAACAUUCGAUAGUUGCAUCAUAUGUAAGACUGAGACCAUAACAGAAAAUUAAGUAUAUUAUUAACACAACGUUUAAGUUAUGGAUCAGUGAGAAUCCAUAU